Carassius carassius (crucian carp) is the source of this 2073-nucleotide messenger RNA. It is a transcript of the gene lrrc18a, whose product is annotated as leucine rich repeat containing 18a. Bases 376 to 1221 code for a protein of 281 amino acids. Lineage: Eukaryota; Metazoa; Chordata; Actinopteri; Cypriniformes; Cyprinidae. The transcript has 2 exons. Gene Ontology annotation, molecular function: protein binding. The record is from RefSeq and is a predicted model, not a curated record.
CUAUUAAAACUGGUUUGCUCUGAAAUAUUUAUCACUGCUUAUUACCACAUAUAAAUGAAAAGAAAGCGAUUAGAGAAGAAAAUGCAAAGUUCAAUCUAAUGGGCUAUUGGGUGAAACCAUUAAUGCCCUGGACUUCAAAGAACAUUCUGGAAAUGUAAUCCGAGGGAGUGUACAAACACAAACGCUGCAACACUUCUUUCUCCCCUUUCUUUUGUGCAAGCUCCGGUCACAGGACAAUAAAACUUUUGGCACCCCGUGCAAGCGUUGCUUGGUAACAAAAGUUAAACAGGACAAAGCUUCUUUUAGGACUACAGUCUGAAUAUCCUCCUCUGAUUCUCAAGCAAUUCAGCUGUGGACCUCAUUUAAAAAUUCUCCAUGGCUAAAGGAAAGAGAGCAGGUGGAGCCAAAGGUACAAAGAUCACACUGAAAAUGGCUAAAAAUGCCCUUAAAGUAACUCCAGAUGGCAAACUACGACUUGAUCUGAGCAAUGUAGGCAUCGCCACAUUUCCCAAAUGCCUCCUAAAGUUAAGAAACAUAGAGGAACUUGACCUGAGCCGGAACAAAUUGAAAAUUAUCCCAGAAUUCGUUGGCCAGCUCUCUGGACUGCGUUGGUUAGAUCUUCACAGCAACCAAAUCGAACAACUCCCGGAAAGCAUUGGACUCCUAACAUCUCUGGUCUACCUCAACCUCUGUAACAACAACCUGGACUCUAAUGGUUUAUCGCCUGAAAUAGGAAGUCUGAGAAAUCUCCAGGCUCUCAACUUGGGUAUGAAUCGUCUAAAUGCCCUCCCUCCCACCUUGGCCACCCUGACAAACCUGACAGAGCUGGGAGUUUUUGAUAACUUGUUCACACGGAUACCAGAAUGCAUAAACGUAUUCCCCUACUUGACGAAGCUCAACACCAAACGCAACCCUGUUUCCUAUACACAGCGAGAGGGCAAAGACUCUGACUCUAUAAAACCAACAGGAAAUCUGUUUUUGGUCAGAGAGGGAGAUUUGUGCCAUCCCUGCCUAGAGAGAUGCAGAAGGAAAAAGCUGCUUGACAUGUCGCAAAGAAAGAGUAAUUUUUCAGGGCUGAUCUCGCCAAACUCUAUAGCUCGAGGUAAUCAAGAAAAUUGGCGGCAGCAGACUUCUAUCUCACCUCCAAGUUUUCAAAAAGGACAAGCCAGACCUGCCGGAGAUACCAACACAUUGUCUUUUAUGAAUAACCUUUAUGAAUAAGGGCAUUCUACAUAAUGAAUCAACUUUUAAAACUCCUCCUGUACUUUUAGGGAAUAAAUAGGUUUUGCAGGGGGUCCACCAAAUAUUGUUAGAUCUCAAGCUCAUUUUCGUGGGGAAAUUAUUUUGAAAUGUGUCAAACACAAAACAACAAAGUUCACUUCAACUAAAGCUAAAAUUAUGAAGUUAAAGUUUAGCUAACUGUUUCAUUGUGCUUCCCAAAUAAAGCGUUUUAAAUAGAAAUCAAAUGAAAUGUACAUUGAUGUACAAACAUGAAUAUAUAAAUACGCAUAUACAUUAUCUGACACUAAAAUACAUGUUUUUACAGGCCAGCCCAAAAAUGCAAUACUUUUUUACAAUAUCCUUUAUCUCUCUAUAUAUAUUUCUUAUUUUAAGAAAACAGCUUUGACUUUGAAGCCGAUGGGAAACGUUAAACAUUAAGUCCAUUCCCACUUCAUCAUUUCAAAAUGUCAGGGGAACUAAAUAUGAUAAAACUAAAUUGAGUAGAAAUUGAAAUGGUGAGUUAAGGAAUGAUAAUUUGAACCAAAAGAACAUCUGAAAUAACGAAUAGUUAGUAAGCUUAUGGCAUCCUUGCAGACAAUUAACAGCUAUAAAAUUGUGAGUUGUAUUGGCUGUUGAUGACUUUCAAAAGUUACUGAGGCUGUUUUAAUUGGUAGGAAGUGCUGAAGAUGCAGUAAUUGUAGUUUCAGUGUAAUGCCGGGAUAUUGUUCAGGGGAUUGAGAGUCUUCCUGUCAAUCGUUAACCGCAAACAUAACAGAAUGGGUUUUCUGGAAACUUUGAAACCUGUUUCAUUAUAAAAGCCUCAGUCUCUCUAACUGAAAUGGAAACUGUCUG